This is a messenger RNA of Laccaria bicolor S238N-H82, 401 nucleotides long. RefSeq lists its product as uncharacterized. NCBI's taxonomy places the organism in Eukaryota, Fungi, Basidiomycota, Agaricomycetes, Agaricales, Hydnangiaceae. The transcript has a single exon. Bases 168 to 401 code for a protein of 77 amino acids. The record is from RefSeq and is a predicted model, not a curated record.
GAAAGAUAACAAUUAAAAAAUACCAUUACGCUAGAGUAUGUACAUAUGUACACCAAGGUACAGAACCAGGAAAGAACAAGAAAAAAAAGUAACGCUCGGUAAGUAAGCAGAAACUAAUAGAAGGAAAACCCAAGAACAAGACGUAACGCGAUUCCAAAAAUAGCAAGAUGCAAGGUGGCGGAUGGAUGAGUAUCGCGUGCGUGCGCAAGGUAAGUUGGUCAAAGGGGGGAGUGUGCACGGAGUCGUUAAGUCGUAAAACGGGUUAUCGUAACAACAGUCAUAACAAUAGCGUGUCGGUAGCAAUGGGGCUGCACGAGCGAGCGGUCGGGUAUACCCAUUCGAUGGUUAUUUUGUCGAGUUGGUUGUUUGGUUGGUUGAAAUAUUACGGUAUAUUCAAGUAG